Messenger RNA from Spodoptera littoralis (African cotton leafworm), 306 nucleotides. The record is from the annotation of a GenBank genome assembly. NCBI's taxonomy places the organism in Eukaryota, Metazoa, Arthropoda, Insecta, Lepidoptera, Noctuidae.
AUGUACCAGAAAAUAGACAAAUUGUCUGUGUUUAAGGUCAUUUUAUUUGGUGGUCAACUGCAAUUAGUGGAACAAUGUGAGACAUUGGCGCUUAUUGAUCCUGUCAAGUCAUCAUUGCAAGAGGAGUCACCAGACGUGCGCAUGGCGCUGCCGUUGCCUGCGCGCGCGCCGGACCCCACGGCGCUGGCGGCCUACUGGGCGGAGUACGAGGACCUCUUCCGGCAGAUCAGCGCCGCACACGACGACGAUGACAACCAUUACGAAGAUGUUAACAGCAGAACACAUAGAGUAAGAUGUCGAAACUAA